Messenger RNA from Candidozyma haemuli, 3228 nucleotides. Its product is annotated as DEAH-box RNA helicase. Gene Ontology annotation, biological process: mRNA splicing, via spliceosome. Lineage: Eukaryota; Fungi; Ascomycota; Pichiomycetes; Serinales; Metschnikowiaceae. Bases 1 to 3228 code for a protein of 1075 amino acids. The record is from RefSeq and is a predicted model, not a curated record. Gene Ontology annotation, molecular function: ATP binding; RNA binding. The transcript has a single exon. Gene Ontology annotation, cellular component: spliceosomal complex; intracellular anatomical structure.
AUGCUUCUGGUUCUCACAGAGACGCUCUCACGUGGGCUCAAUCGAGACGUCCCGAGCUCUCUAGCCGAAACGGCGGUUCGACUAUAUAAGCAAGCAGGCCUGGAGCUGCAGUUUUUGGUGUCGACCAAGGCGCUAGGGUUUCCAGAGGAUUUGGCCAAGACAGUGUACAGAUUCAUUUAUGACAACUUGGCGGCGCUAGAUACGAAGGCGACGGACGUUGCUACGGACCCGCCGGUGAAAAAACCGAGAAAGGCGAAGACUUCAAAACUUGCGCUUAAUUUCGACGAGGAUGACGAUUUGGACCUUGAUCAAGGCUCCUCCUUGCUGGCCAAGGAUAGGGAGCCCAAGAAACCGAAGUUUAAGAAGUUGAAGAAGGCAGAUACUCAGAGGUUGAAGCAGGAGCCGGCAGAUGAGGUGGGGGUGAAAAGGGAGCCAGAUAUUGUUAAGCGUGAGCCUGUCAAGAAAGAAGAGCAUUUGAGUCUAUCUGAGCUUGCAGAGCUUGAAAGGAAGCGUAAGGAGGCCCAGGCUUUGGUCCAGGAGACCGAGGAGUUUCAUCGGCUCGAGGACGACGAGUUUAGCAUUGAAAACGACAGAGAAUGGUAUGCUUCUGAGGAUAUGGCACACCAGGCACAUGUGGAAGACUACGAGGACUUGGACUAUAAGCCAAAACAGCGACCUCGGCCUAGGAAGGGUGCUCAGCGGACAGGCGGUGGUUUUGACGCUGCUACAGGUGAGUAUAUUGAUUAUGACCAUGAUGCUUCAGAAGCCCAGCUUCAAAGAGUACCUAUUACGACUCAUUUCUUGAUCCCGCCAUUUUUGGAAGGCUCGGAGGGCGAUUUAAGGCCUCAUUUUGGGAGCACUCAAACGUCCAGAAGCACUGGACCGAGUGUUAGCGCUGUCAAAGACCCAGCAUCUGAGCUUGCAGAAACAGCCCGGAACGGUAGUUUCAUCGUUAAGGAUAGAAAAGCCAAGAAAGAAAGAGCCCAGCAGGCAAAGGAAAGAGCAACCGGCGAGGACGGUAUGGCCUCUGUGGUUAAGAAAGACGAUGAGAAGGAGGAGAAACAAAAUGAGGAGGAAAUCGAAGAAAAGGCUUCCUUUGAGAGUAUCCAAGAACAAAGAAAGACCCUUCCAGCCUACAAAUGCCGAGACGAUCUUAUGAGAAUUAUUUCAGAAAACCAGGUUGUGGUGGUCAUUGGUGAGACUGGUUCUGGUAAGACUACACAACUUACCCAGUUUUUAUGUGAAGAUGGGUACGCAAAAAGCAAAGAUAAGCACGGCUCAAGGUUGCUUGUUGGGUGUACACAACCCAGACGUGUGGCUGCCAUGUCGGUGGCCAAAAGAGUGUCAGAAGAAAUGGGAUGCAAACUUGGCGAAGAGGUGGGUUACUCCAUCAGAUUCGAAGACAGAACAAGUCCCCAAAAGACAUUGAUCAAGUACUUGACAGAAGGUAUUCUUCUUCGUGAGAUGCUUGCUGAUUCUGCUCUAGAACAGUAUUCAUGCAUUAUCAUGGAUGAAGCGCACGAGAGGACCCUAAACACUGACAUUUUGCUUGGUCUUUUCAGACAGCUUCUACGGAAAAGAAGAGAUCUCAAGCUCAUAGUCACCAGUGCUACCAUGAACGCUGACAGAUUCUCUAGGUUCUUUGGUGAUGCUCCUCAGUAUGUGAUUCCCGGAAGAACCUUCCCAGUUGAGACAUUCUACUCCAAAUCGCCAUGUCCUGACUAUGUCGAUACAGCAGUUAAACAGGUUAUAACCAUACACCUAGCGAACCAGGGCCAGCAAGGAGAUAUUUUGGUGUUCAUGACAGGUCAGGAAGAUAUUGAAGCCACCUGUGAAAUGAUCCACGAGAAACUAGAUAUGCUUGAGAACCCUCCACCGCUUGAUGUGUACCCGAUAUACUCCACCCUUCCUGCUGAUGUGCAAAAGAAGAUCUUCAACAAGCUGACUGCAGAGCGCCGAAAAGUCGUUGUUGCAACCAACAUUGCUGAGACUUCUUUGACGGUGGACGGAAUAAAGUACGUCGUGGAUUGUGGUCUUGUCAAGGUGAAAGUGUUCAACCCCAAGCUUGGAAUGGAUAUUUUGCAAAUGGUGCCUAUUUCCAUGGCCAAUGCACAGCAAAGAAGCGGUCGUGCUGGUAGAACAGGCCCAGGUAUCGCUUACAGGCUUUAUACUGAUAGAGCAGCUGCACCUUCUCAGAUGUACGUGCAGCCUAUUCCAGAAAUCCAGCGUACCAACUUGAGUUCAGUUAUGUUGAUGCUCAAGUCGCUUCAUGUUAGCGAUGUUCUUCAGUUUCCGUUUUUGGAUACACCUCCACGAGACUUGCUCAGCUGUUCGUUGUAUGAUCUCUGGGCGAUUGGUGCUCUUGAUAAUGUUGGUUCUUUGACGCUGUUAGGUGAACAGCUUAAUGUUUUCCCAAUGGAACCAACUCUCGCCAAGCUCAUAUUACUCUCCACUCAAGAAGAGUUUCACUGUUCGAGGGAGAUAAUCAUCAUUGUCUCGAUGCUUUCUGUUCCCAACGUCUUUUACAGGCCAAAAGAAAGAGCAGAUGAUGCUGAUUCCGCAAGAGAGAAAUUCUUGAUUGCAGACCUGGACCAUUUGACUUUGUUGAAUGUCUUUGAACAAUGGGAACAGAGAGCCAAGCAGAAGAAAGGCAGUUUGAGCUUAUGGUGCACUAGAAACUUCCUUCACUACAGGUCCCUCAUUCGUGCAAAAGAUAUCUACAACCAGAUUAUGCUUAUCAUGAACAAGAAACAGUUUCCAGUGCUCAAAUCGAAAACAGACAGCGAUAUCAGAAAAUGUCUCUGUGCAGCUUUCUUCCAGCAACUGGCCAAGCUCGUGAAGAUGGGCGGUGGCAGAGGCCAAGUCGAGUAUGCCAAUCUACGCCAGACAUAUAUGACCAUGUACCUUCAUCCUACAUCGGCAUUGGCUGGUGGAGGCGACUUGAGUCCUCCGUUUGUGGUAUACGACGAGUUGGUACUUACCACCAAAGAGUAUAUGCAAUGUGUUACUGCUGUGGAGCCAGAAUGGCUACUCAAGUAUGGCCAUAUCUUUUAUGGGGUCAGUGCUACUGUUAGAAAGCAGAUUGAAGGGUCGUUGGACUUUACAUUGGUCGGUAAGGAUGACUGGGAAAAACGGCUAGAGGAGGACAGACAACGCUCUAAAAAGCCAGAUACGCUGAAGGCUACAGAAAAGACGAAAGUGGUACCUCGGGUCCGUCGGGGUUUUUAG